AUGCUUUCAACACUUGCUGGAGAAGUCCAAAGGCCACAAGAGGGCUCGGAUCUUCCUGCACCUUGUGCCCUCUGGCCAGUGGACGUAAUACUGACGCACGUUGACUGUGGUCAAGAUGACAUUCUGGUGCGCUUUCAGGGUCAAUAUUCAACUAUUUGUGAACUGGAUUACAACAUAUUGCAAGUAGAGAUUCAGAAUGCACAGAAAACAGCUGUGUCAUCUCUGGAAGUUGGAGAAAUGUGUCUUGUCGAAGAUUUUUUAUCUUCUCACUGGUACAGAGGGAGAGUGAAAAACAAGGAGAAAAAUUUGUUCAAUGUGCUCCUCCUUGACUAUGGAAAUGUCCUCACUGUUUGUGCUGCCCAUUUGGCCUCUGCGUCUGAUGAGUUACUAAUGCUACCUCCCAAAAUUAUCUGUGGCUUUUUUGCAAAUGUCUUGCCAGUAGGAGAAAGUUGGAAUGCACUGUCAGCUAAAUACUUCUCCUCUCUGAUAGGCAGCAAAAUCAAGGGAUACAUCCAUGCCCUUUUGCCACACAAAGUCCUUAUACUGGAAGUGCCUGACAUUAACAGAGAUCUGUUGAGGUUUAGCUUCGGAAGACAUGCAGAUACAGACACGUUUCUUUUGCUGGUGGAAAUGCUGAUGAAGGUGCCGAUUAAGAAGAGCGAUGAAUCUGUCCCUGACCUGUUAAUAGAAAGACAAUUCAGUCAGGAACUUUGCUUUAAAUCCUCAGGUCUGCAGGGCUUUGAAAAUGUUCUCUCGUUCUGUGGCCCAAAACUGAUCGCCGGCACAAAGGAAAAGGUUAGGAUAACAGCUGCGGUGAACCUUAGUUCGUUUUACUGUCAGUCAACCCGUGUAGCAAAGGACCUAAAGGAGAUGUCGGAAAAACUAGCGAUUGCAUGUGAAUCUGGGAGCCCAGACAGUAGCUGUAAACCUACUGGAAACUUGGGCUUACUCUGUGCAGUGAGGGGGAAAGAUGAAAAAUGGCACAGAGGUUUUGUGCAGUAUUUGGCUGCAAACUCCCAAGCGAGAGUGAUAUUUGUUGACUAUGGAUACUGCGAAGCAGUGAAAGUCGAGAAUGUCCUUCCCCUUCCUUCAGAUUACCUCUCGAUCCCUAUCAUGGCGUUCCAGUGUUCAAUGUCUUGCCUCAGAGAGCAAGAUGAGACCAUUAGGAACCACCAACUGGAGAUUUUAAAGAGUGGGCUUUUGGGUGGAGUCCUGGAGGUGAGCAUCGAUGACUUUGAUAAGGAGCAGAAUUUGUAUUAUGUCACGUUGCACAUUAACGAGCAUUGUGAACAUUUGAAGUCUGGGCAAACUCAAGAGUUUUCUGAGCCACAGAGGUUUUAUGCCAUGGAGAAUGAAGAGACCUUUUCUCAGAGCUACUACCAUAUGCAGAAAACAAAUGAGACAAGAAGGAUUCAAACUUCAGGCAAGGCUGUCCAUCCUCAAACUGUAAUAGUCAAUAGUAUAUUUGAAGGUUAUGUUGAACAUGUCCAGAAUCCAAGUGAUUUCUGGUUGAGAACCGCAGACCGCAAUCUCAGCUUUGAGGACUUGUUGAACAGAAUGACCAAGUAUUACAAUGAAUUACCAUUGGCUGAGGAAGUUCUUGAAAAUCCAGUACCCGGGACACUUUGCGCUGCAAUGUAUGAAAAAGACAUGCAUUACUACAGAGCUGUUGUAAAAGACACCCUGGAAAGUGGAGCUGAGGUUUUUUUCAUCGAUUUCGGAAACACAGAAAAGGUCCCAAGCAUGGUGAUCAAGAAGCUUCCUCAGAAAUUUACAGCUGAACCAGGAUUUGCCAUUAAUUGCUCUCUUGCUCACACAGUCCCAGUGGAGGAUGUUUGGACAGGCGCUGCUACGGAUUACUUCAGACAGGUAACCUCAGACACAGCACUCCUUGUGCAUGUUGUCCACCAAAAGAAUGACCGACAUCUUGUUGAAUUGUAUCUGAAGGGUACUUCAGAUUGUGAGAGCGUUUCAAUGCUUAUGGAGGCAGCAAACAUGGCUGAGUUUUGGAGAUAUACACCAACAAAAGCUGGAGCUGGACGCAGCCAAGUGCAGAAAAAAUCACAUAGACAUAAAGGCAGACCAGUGGACAAAUCCAUAAGAAACGUGCACUGUCAGAAUGUGUCUAGACAGGAGUGUUCAAGAGUACCUGAGAAGGUCAAAAAUCUGGACAAUGAGGCAUCAAAUCAGAAACUCUUUCACGAAAAUGGGAUUUUUACGCCGCAGAAGUAUUGGCCUGGAAAUGAAUUAAGGGUCAGGUGUUCUUAUGUAAACUCCCCUUCUGACUUUUGGUGUCAGAAUGAGAACCAGAUGUCUGCCUUGGACAAACUGAUGGAAGAUAUGCAAAAUUUUUACCAAACACACAUUGACCUGUCACAGUCACACAGAGAAGUAUGUUGUGCUGUUAAGUCUCCGAAUGAUAAUCGAUGGUACAGAGGUUGUGCUCUUGGAGCGAAAAAUGGAAAAAUCGAAGUGAUUUUGGUUGACUAUGGCAUGGUCGUGGAAGUUAAGAUGGAGAACGUUCAGGCUCUGUUGCCAGAGUUCUUCAAACUUGAAGGUCAAGCAUUCAGAUGCAGCCUAUGUAACUUGAUCCGACCUUCAAAUGGAAAUGCUUGGAGUGAAGAAGCAUGCCAUUUAUUUAGGGAUUUUACUACUCAGAAUUCACUCAGUCUAACAUGCAGCAUCCAUUCUCAAAUCUAUGUGAAACACAUAGGACUCCUUCACAUUGUUGACAUUCAUUCAGAGUUUCAGAGAGCCACCACAAACCUUGUCGAGAAAGGACUUGCAGUGGAAAUCCAGUCCAUGAAUCAUUUACUUCCCGUGGUUUAUCCUUGCUCCUUUGUCUAUUCUUCUUUCAACAUCAGCGUCGGAAGUGAAGAGAGAGUAUUAGUUACUCAUGUAUCUAGCCCAUGGGAGAUGUAUUUCCAGCUUGAUAGGAAUGCUGAGAUAAUUGACAACCUGAUGGACCAAGUUACAAAACACAGUGCUGACUUGGUAAAGGCAGGUUCUUGUUUGGAGGUGGGAAAUAUCUGUCUGGCCAAAUAUUUUGGCGAUGGUAUGUGGUACAGGGGCUUUGCUCAAUCCGUUCAGUCCGAUCUACAUUUGAGCAUAUUCUUUGUAGAUUACGGAAACAAGCAGGUUUCUGAAAAGAGUAGUGUCUUACCCAUUCCGAGACAGGCACUAGAUUUACAAAUGGUCCCUAUGCAAGCUUUGAAGUGCAUUCUUGCAGACAUUCCAAAGGGAGACAGCUGGCCAGAGAUCAAUGCCUGGCUCGAGAAGGCGGUUUGUAACAAGCUGCUCCAGGCAAAGUUUGUUGCAAAGGAAAAUGAUGGAAGUUUUGUUUGUGACUUGUUUGAUGGAAACAUUCACAUCAAUGAAAAAGUCAAAGAGCUCAUCGCUGCCCAAGACCAUAGUGACAACAUUGUAAACACAAAUUCUGCAGACAACCCUCAUGUAAUUUUGGAUACAUCUAGAGUGUCUCGCACAGGCAAAGCUAAAAGGAGGAAACACCUGAAAGCAGGAAUGGUUUCUGGACCUUGUAAGACCAAAAGUGAGAUAAAGCAUUCUCUCCUGAAAUCCCCCCAAAUCCAUUUAUGCAAUAAAGACACAAAAUCUGGAUUGUCUCAUGCAUGCCAGCCAGUGAAACAGACUGAAGAAAAAUCCAAUUUUAAGUCCCUUCUCUCAAAUGGAAAUAUAGAGAAGCAACGGGAUGCUCCCCACUCCUCCAAACUGGAAACCCCUACGGUAGCAUUUCCAAAACUCUCUGAUCUUCCUGAUGUCAAAAUAUACCCUGGGUUUUCUGUUGUAGGGUUUGUGUCUCAUUUCAAUUCUGUUAACAGUUUCUUUGUCCAGAUGGAGGACGAUGAACAUGCAAUUCUUAAGAUGGGAGAGAAACUCAACAGCGAGCUACUCCGUGGAGAUAUUGAAAAUGUAGGGAAAAGGCUGAAAGUUGGGGAUCUGGUUGUGGCUGAAUAUGAGGAAGAUUCAGCUCUAUAUCGAGCAGUAGUUAAAGAUGUCGCCGCUAGUGGCCUCUUAACAGUUGAGUAUGUUGACUUUGGAAAUACAGCAACUGUUGACAAAGAGAGAAUACAUCAGCUGCCAACUUCAUUUUUGUCCCAGCCAAGACUAAGUGUACCCUGCACACUCACAGGUACUCAGUCUUUUGAAGGUGAUAUGCCUUUUACUGACAAACCUAUUUUGGUUGAAUUCCUGAAAUGUUUGAGAGCUACCUGGGAGGUGAGCAUAAAGGUUCCUGAAAGUAGCUCCGCACAUGUGGGUCCAGAAAAGUGUGACCACAGUGAAAGAAAGGUGUUACAGCCUCAUUCUAUCAGAAGCCAAAAUCUACACAGGACAGAUAGCAUAACCCAAAAUGAGCUAGUCACGGACAGUAGGGAUCCUGUGACUUGUGAAGAGAACCUGAACCUUAAAGAAUUUGAAUCCAACAGGCAAGUGGUGAUUAAGUUAGACGGAGACACAUGCCUCGUUAAAAGUAGAUCUGAAGAUAUUCAAGGUGCUCUGCCGAAAAGUACUACAACAAAACAAAUCCAAAGACUGCCUGCUCAGUUGCAGCAACACAAGACUAAAAAAAGCUGUAAGCUUGCUGCUCACAAAAAGCUCCAAUUCAGACAGUCGAAUGAAACAAAUGCUUUGAAAGCUAAGCCGCCUGACAAGGUGAUUGUCCCGAAGUUCAUGAUUCCAGAAAUGACGUCACAUGAAAAAACCCUGUACGUCAUCAGCAGGAGCAACGCUGGAACCUCUGCAGAGCUAACACAGAAUGUAGGCUUUUCUCAGCUGUGCAUCAGAGAAAGAGAGACUGAGGCUGGGAUGCUUCUGUCUGUUUUGGAUGAUGGAGAACUUUACAUAAGACUUGACAAGGUUGCUGGUCGUGUUGCUGAUCUUGAACAAAUUAUCAGUAAAACCGUGGUGAGAUGUAAAGUGAUACCAAAACAAAAUGUUAAGGAAGGGCUUGAGUGUCUAGCUAAAUCCGCCGAAACUAACCAGUGGGCCAGAGCUGCUGUUUGCUGUGUAAUUCCCGAUAAGGAAAAAUGCACCGUUCUCUUUGUGGAUUUCGGCACAAAAGAAAUGAUCUCUGUUAAAUGUAUCAAAGAGAUCGAUGGUAGCCUUAAGCAAAUUCCUGUGCUUGCAGUUCAUUGCAAGUGGAAUGGUUUUAGAAAUUCCAACAGAGAGGCUAAGACAAUGCUAAAAGAUACUCUCAGGUCAGUGGUGGGCCAAAACAUCAAAGUCAUGUUUGUGUCCUAUUCUGAAAGUAGUCAUCUCUGGAAUAUAGAGAUUAUGAUGAAUGAGCCAUUCCUUAUUCAACAGCAUGGAUCCCUCUCUGUUCAACAUGCAGAGGAAAAACCAUCGCAUCUUCUCGGGUCAAAUGUUUGCCCAGGAACAUCAAAAGCAGUAUUCUGCUCGGAGAAAGAAAGUCAUGCUCCAAGGCUUUUUCUGGCUCCUGUUAAAAUGGAUCUGGAAUAUUCAGGGUUUGCAGCUGCAGUCACCACCCCAGGUGAAUUUUACAUUGUUCUUGAGGACUUGCUACUUGUCAUGAACACAGUGUCAAAUAUUCUCGAAGAGCUGUCAGAUGUUUUAGAUCCAUUACCACAGACACAACUCAGACCUAGCUCUGGUUGCUUAGUGAAGUUCGAGGAGAAGAAGAAAUGGUGCAGAGCUGAGAUUGUACAUCUUGACGUGACAUCGGUGGUAAUCAACCUUGUCGACUAUGGCCACUAUGCACACGUUCCCUGCAAAGACGUAUGCCAAUUGAAACGACUUCCUGAGGAGCUUGCUAGCCUACCAAAAUUAACUUACCCUUGCCUGUUAAGGGGAAUUAAACCACUUGAAGAAGGAAGUUGGUCAGAUGAUGCCAUAAUCUUCUUCCAGAAAUGUAUCUAUCAGAAACAGCUGCAGAUAUAUUUCAGACAGCCUGUUUCAGAAGGAAAGUGGGAAGUUGACGUCCUUGCAGGAGGUAUGAAUCCUGCCAAAGAGCUAGUGGAUGCUGGCCACGCCUCCUACAUCGAUAGUAUGCUGGGACUCAGAUUUCGGCAAGUACUUGAAUCCAAAGGAAUGCCCCAACAAAGCACUGCCAGUAACUCUAUGGAAGUCAAACCAGAAGGAUCGCCACGACACUUAGAACUGAAAGAUAUGGAACAGUCAGUGAAAAAAAUGGAUUUGGGAAUAAGCAAAGUGGAAUCAGCCCCUGGAAAUCAGCUGAAGGUCACCCGAUGUAAGUGUUACAUCUCGGUUAUCUACGUAUCUACAAGCAGUUGUAAUGGUGACAGUGAAUUGGUCAAAAUGGUCUUGUCAGAAGUGGGAUUCGAACCCACGCCUCCAGGGGAGACUACGACCUGA
Molecule: messenger RNA, 6351 nt
Organism: Chanos chanos (milkfish)
Lineage: Eukaryota; Metazoa; Chordata; Actinopteri; Gonorynchiformes; Chanidae
Gene: tdrd15
Product: tudor domain containing 15
Exons: 3
Coding region: 1-6351 (2116 amino acids)
Source: RefSeq, a predicted model, not a curated record